UGCGCCGCGGAGCGCCCCAGGAGCUGCAGCAGCGGACCGCGGUCAUCGCCCAGGACCCGGGAACAGCCUGCUGCUCGCGCGCCUCGAGGCGGCGACCUCCGCCACGGCCCCGCCACUCCUGGAGGGCGGCGCCAUGCCGCCUGACAACGCGUCGGACGCGCGGUGGAUCGCGGAGCGCGCGGAUGACCUCGAGGGCAGCUCGCCGAGCGCGUCGCGCGCUGCGCCGAGCCUCGCGGACCGCCUGCCGCAGGCGGCAGCAGCGCUCGUCGAGGCGCACGAGCGGGUCGGUGCCGUGCGGAGGCCGCCGGCCGCCGCCUCGGUCUCGAGGGACUGGAGCAGGUCGGUGCCCGCGCUGAGCAGGUCCGCCUCCGCGGAGAGCCGCGCCCGCCCGCGCGUGGUCGUGGCCACCACCGACAUGGGCGGCGAGGCGCCCAGCCGGGCCAGUGGCGCUCGGAUCGUCAGGGCGGUCACGGUCCGGAGGUCCACCUCCGUGGAGGGCCGCGCCUCCGCGCUGCGCGCGGCGGCCUACGCCCCUCGCCCUGCGUGCCAGGACGCCGUGGCGCCUCCGCUGCCCGCCGGGCUGUCGGGGGCGCCCCUGGCUGGGCGGCUGUGUCGCGCGGCCUCGGCGCCGUCGCUGGGGCGCAGGCUGGCCGCGGCCCGCGCCGCGGCGCCCGCCCCUGGCGGUGCGGCCGAGGCGACGACCCCCAGCGCCUCCCAGCCGCGGCUGCUGGUGCUCAGCCC
Prorocentrum cordatum is the source of this 741-nucleotide messenger RNA. The record is from the annotation of a GenBank genome assembly. NCBI's taxonomy places the organism in Eukaryota, Dinophyceae, Prorocentrales, Prorocentraceae.